CCGCGGCACGGUGCGCUUCGCUGGCACGACGAGCUUUGCGAAGGGCAACUGGGUCGGCAUCGAGUAUGACGAGCCGUGCGGCAAGGGCAAUGGCAGCGUCGCCGGCGUCGAGUACUUCAAGGCGCGGAAUCAGCACGCCUCGUUUGUGCGGCCGGAGCGCGUGCGGGUAGGCGACUAUCCCGAGCUCGACAUUGCGGAUGAGCUGGGCCUCGACGACGACGAAGAAAUGUAGGCUGUGCUACGUCUGGUCCUGAGCCGUGCGCGGGUGAAGACAGGGAGGCGCAGCAUGUCGGAGUUCGCACGACCGCUUGCUGCUUCCUCGCAAAUCUUCCGGACUGCCUCGCGGCCGCAAGCACGUCCGGACGCCGGCUGUGCAUGCAGCCGUCGGGAGCACAUGAGGGCACCCACAGCGCACGGUACAGCCCACCUUUUCCACGCAACAUCCUGCCAGCAUGACCUCUGCAAGACGUCAGGGCGCAGAGAGGCAUGGGUGGCGAGCUACGGCAUGCCAAGCCAGCGGCGAGCAGCAUGGUGCGUCCGAAGCGUCGUGGCGAAUGUCGCGCAUGCUGCAGACGCUUCGACGCACCUGCUGCCUCCUCGCCUUGCGCGUGGGGCGUCGGCAUCUCGACGUCGCCCGACGGCGAGCCACCUGGCACACCAUCAUCAUCAGGCGCGGCACCGAGCCGUGCUGACGGCAGCGCUUGGCCCCAAUCACCUGCAACCUCUGAUGCUGGCCCGAUGCGACGCUCGCCUGCCGGCGGCAGGACACCGGCUCGCGAGUCGCGAGCACCUCCUGAAUGCCGCAGCGCGGCCGCGUUCGAGGUGCUCUUCGCAUGUCCAGUCAGAAGUCUGCGACGCUGCUUGCUCGGCAGGCGCCAUGCUGAGGCCGUGCCGCAGUCGCUUCUCUUGUCUCUUGCUGCCGCUUAGCUGCUGCUCAAGUGCGCUUCCGCAACCCGAGCAGUGCAGGCGUCUCCGAAGGUGCGCUAGCGUCCUCGCCAUCUGCAGUGCGGGAGGAGUGGCUUGCAGCAGCGUGCAGCGGUGCGGUGCCGCCUCGGCGCUCGGAGCGGCAGCAUCGCGUCACUUGACAGACGAGACGUGCGGGCGAACAGAGCGCCAGCACGACGGCAGAGGAGGGCGGCCGUAGACGCCGCAGCACAGCUGCUCGUCUGCCUCACCCCCCUCCCAGAGCAAGCUGCGGCUUAACUGCACCUCGCCAGCGAAGCGCUCGCUCGGAGAUGCGGCC
Tilletiopsis washingtonensis is the source of this 1243-nucleotide messenger RNA. RefSeq lists its product as hypothetical. NCBI's taxonomy places the organism in Eukaryota, Fungi, Basidiomycota, Exobasidiomycetes, Entylomatales. Bases 287 to 1144 code for a protein of 285 amino acids. The record is from RefSeq and is a predicted model, not a curated record. The transcript has 2 exons.